AUGGAUUUCAAUGGUCAGCAUUUUGAGUUUCUACUUUUCGGGGCAGGAAGAAGAAUUUGCCCUGGACUUCCUAUGGCUACCAGGCAAGUUCAUUUAGUUGUAGCCACUUUGAUAGAUAGCUUUGAUUGGUCUCUUCCAAAUGGUGAGGAUCCUGCAAAGUUAGACAUGAAUGAAAAGUUUGGUGAAGGAGCUGAAGAAGACAUUGAGAACAUUAACAAUGAAGAUGACGCAGGGGAGCCAGUUGAAGCUGAGGAUAAAGAGGAACAGCCAACAGUGGAACGGCCUCGUAAAACAUCGAAAUUUAUGACAAAAUAUGAGCGUGCUAGAAUUUUGGGAACUCGUGCUCUUCAGAUCAGCAUGAAUGCUCCCGUGAUGGUUGAGUUGGAGGGUGAGACUGACCCGCUCGAGAUUGCUAUGAAGGAGCUUCGUGAGCGAAAAAUACCUUUCACCAUCCGUCGCUACCUGCCUGAUGGAAGUUACGAAGACUGGGGAGUUGAUGAACUAAUCGUGGAAGACUCAUGGAAGAGGCAAGUGGGAGGUGAUUGA
Messenger RNA from Dovyalis caffra, 546 nucleotides. The record is from the annotation of a GenBank genome assembly. Lineage: Eukaryota; Viridiplantae; Streptophyta; Magnoliopsida; Malpighiales; Salicaceae.